Dioscorea cayenensis subsp. rotundata (Guinea yam) is the source of this 1207-nucleotide messenger RNA. RefSeq lists its product as uncharacterized. The coding region runs from base 59 to 679 and encodes 206 amino acids. The transcript is spliced from 5 exons. Lineage: Eukaryota; Viridiplantae; Streptophyta; Magnoliopsida; Dioscoreales; Dioscoreaceae. Gene Ontology annotation, molecular function: serine-type endopeptidase activity. The record is from RefSeq and is a predicted model, not a curated record.
GGAUGGAUAUGAAUCUCGAUUGGGGAGCGAGGGUUUCGAGGGGUUUCGAGCUCUCGCCAUGGUUUCUCUCUCGACGUGGUUUCGCUACGCCGCCAACAAGUUCGAGUACUCCCUCUCUCUCGGUUGGAAGAAGUACAAUAUAGGUCAAAUUAAUGGGAGGGAGUUGAGUGAUGCAAUUUGGAAGAACUUCUUUUCAAGGCAAGCUGACAUUUUUUUGCACUGGAACAAGGGUGAAGAAAUGACACCAACAAUAACAGGGGAAGGAGGGACUCUUCUUGUCAGGAAACUGCCCUUUCCAGCUCCAACGCAAGUUUUUGUUGGAGAUGUGGUCAUGUUGAAAGACCCUGAUAAGCCAGAUGAUUAUCUUGUCAGAAGAUUGGCUGCAAUUGAAGGGUAUGAGAUGGUCUCCAAAGAUGAGAAAGAUGAGCCCUUUGUUUUAGAAAAGGAUCAGUGUUGGGUGAUGUCAGACAAUGAAGCAUUGAAGCCAAAGGAGGCCAAGGACAGUCGUCUGUAUGGUCCUGUACCGAUGACUAGCAUUGUUGGUAGGGUUAUCUAUAGCUUACGCUCUGCUGUGGACCAUGGACCAGUGCAAAAUAGUCAUUUUGCAAUGAGCCAAGAUUCAUCAGUUUUGGCGGUUGAAUUGGAUGUUGAUGAGAUGGCCAAAAGUACCAGGACUUGAAACAUUGUUCCCCAGUUUAUCUGAUCUACCAAGGAUAUGCUGUUGCCUUCCCUGAACAUAGUAAAUGGAAGAACAAGUUUUUCCUGCACAAGAUGAACUCAGUUUCCAGUUUUUCGGUCUCCAUCUUAAGCAUGCUGCAUCAAUCAAAUUCAACUUUUGUCUGAAUUGUGUAGAAGACAUCCAUCCCAGUAUUAUACUAUUUUAUCUUGAGUUGCGUUUAGUGCUAUAAUUGGAUGUCUUCUCUCAAUUGCUCAGCUGGCAAAAUUCUUGAUACUGAUAUUGCACCUGCUUCAUCAGGAACCAUUGUCCAUCUUUUGGGGUACUGUUGUAUUUUUGAUGUUUUAAGUCCUUUUAUAAUUUAUGAUUGAUGAUGACGAUGAUGAUGAUGAUGAUGAUGAUGAUGAUUCUCUGUCCGUAGAGCUCAAAUCUGAGACUAUUAACAGGAUUGUUUUGCAUUUUAUGUUUUUCUUUUUCGAUUAUAAUGAGCAUUCUGAACCCACAUAUUAAUAAGACAGUUAUAAAAACAAA